ACAUGGUUACGGACAUCUGAGAUUGCAUUUAUAUUUUAUUCGUCUUUUGUUCCAUGCAAAUAAUCACUGAUCUGUGAAACUUAAAUCAGAAGUGCAACAAUAGUUACUUGUCCAGGACGUAUUUUAUGUGUAUGGUGGCCCGUGCGGGAUGGAAAACCAUUCAAUCUACCCACCUGAACUUUUGGAGACCAUCGAUUUUGAGAAGGAACAUCUAGCAACGUAUGAUCCCCCAAUUUCUUUGUCCAGUCCAGGGCCUAACUUAGUGGUCAGGCCACUUCAACGAUCGGAUUACAACAAAGGGUACAUGGACCUUCUUCUCUCUGCUCUCUAUAUUCGAGAUGAGGGGAUAUCUCAGCAAGAGUUUGAAGAGAGAUGGGACAAAAUGAAAGCAAGUGGUGGAUCGUAUUACAUUACUGUUAUAGAAGAUACGUCCACACAGAAAAUUGUAGGCAAUGCUGUAUUACACGUAGAAUUCAAGUUUCUUCAACCGAGUGUAAAGAGGGGUCGCCUUGAAGAUAUAGCUGUCUUAAAAGAGUAUAGAGGAAGACAACUUGGAAAACUGUUAAUGGACGUGACAACCAUUCUUUGUAAGAAGGUGGGGUGUUUUCGUGUCUCUCUACAUUGUAAGGAUUACUUUGUUCCGCUGUAUCAGAAAUUCCGAUUUUAUAUAGAUGAUGCUGAAAACAUCAUGUGGUUGGAUAAGAAGUUUUUACAAUCGUAGAGAAUGCCAAUUGAUAUUGUGCUUCAUUGUAAUUUUUGUCAUUGAUAAUAAACGAGAUUUUUUUUAAAAUAA
This is a messenger RNA of Saccostrea cuccullata (small rock oyster), 793 nucleotides long. RefSeq names its product glucosamine 6-phosphate N-acetyltransferase-like. The transcript has 6 exons. Gene Ontology annotation, biological process: UDP-N-acetylglucosamine biosynthetic process. Gene Ontology annotation, molecular function: monosaccharide binding; glucosamine 6-phosphate N-acetyltransferase activity. The record is from RefSeq and is a predicted model, not a curated record. The coding region runs from base 149 to 721 and encodes 190 amino acids. Lineage: Eukaryota; Metazoa; Mollusca; Bivalvia; Ostreida; Ostreidae. Gene Ontology annotation, cellular component: Golgi apparatus; endoplasmic reticulum; endoplasmic reticulum-Golgi intermediate compartment.